UUGACUUUGGCUUGCGAUCACAUCGAGCGCCAUGGAAACGUCGCAGCUCCUGCAGAAAGAACAGCGCAAGAAGGAUCGGUCCGUACCGCUCAAGAUCGCGGCGGUCAUCGCGUUGGGCCUCGUCGGGUCGUUUGGCCUCUACUCCCUCGCGACGUCCAGCCCCAACCAGCUGACAGCGACAGUGGGAACGUCGACUGCAGCAGUCCAACAGCAACAGGCGGCCAAGCCGAAGAACGUGUGCCUGACAUCUCGCUUCCUCACGCUCGAUCAACUCAAGACAUGCGUGCACUCGAUUCCAUACAACGCGACGGAGAAGGCGCUGGUCCUCGAGCACAUUCGCCGCACGUGGCCCAGCUAUGUGUUCACCGAGAUUUCGAAGACCCAGCAUGCGUUCGGACCGUACUCGUUGGCGGCUGUCGACGUGGCUGGUGCGUUGGCCGCCAUCGAAGCGACCGACUAUUCCAACGAUCUCGAGCUCCAAAAUGCUUUGUACAACGUAUUCAAGAAGCUCCAGGACGCCCAUACGAGCUACCACAAGCCGAGUGUGUACGCGCAGUUCUACGCUCUGCAGCCUGCGUCGCUCAUCUCGGUCGUGCGCGAUGGCAAACAAAUUAUCCAGUUUAGCAAGCCGGACGCGACCGAAGUCAACGUUUACCGCGAAUUCUUCCCCACCGACGCCCAUGAUUUCGACGUUGUCGGGUGGGAAGUCGUCGAGAUCGACGGCGAACCUGCGCUGAACGCUCUCCAAGCCUUCGCGGACGACCACGUAGGCAUCCUCAAGGAUGGCGGGACGCGCUUCAACCUGGCCGUGUCUGGCUUUGGCACGGGUCGUGGACAGUUUGUGUACCGCCCCCUGAGCUCGCUGGACUUGCCGACCAAGUCGUUUGUCGAGUACUCGGUGUACCAUGCCGCGACCAACUCGACCAAGACUGUCACGUACAACUGGAUUGGGCUCAAUGGAGUCGCCAAACCUGGUCGUGCUCCGCCGGCGAGCCACAACGGCAAGCUCGAGCACUACUUUGAACGGCUCGUCCGCCAUUUGAUCUACCACAGUUUGUUUGAACCGACGCCGGUAGUGUCGUACGAUGCGAUGGACAACUCGGUCGGGGUGCUCAAGAUUGCCGGGUUUUCUGCGAUCGGCGGCGACGACAACGGAUCGUUCACUCAAGACUUUUCAGCCAACGUGACGGACGCUUUAACUGAGUUCACCCUCACGAACAAGUCGACGUUGAUCUUGGAUUUGACCGGCAACGGUGGCGGCGAUAUUUGUUUGGGGUAUGCCACGAUUCGGUACUUGUUUCCCCAGCUCGACUUGCCCGGGCCGCGGGAAGGCGUUGGGCCCCACACGGAAGCUGUGUACCAUGUCCAAGCGAGCCCACUCGUAUCGUUGCUGGCGACGCAGGGCGAAGCAUUGCUCCGCACGGACCCCGGCAGCUGCUCGAGCGAAUUCUGCCCGAACCAGUGGUACAGCACGACCACGAAGCGCCAGUUCUUGGAUGCGUCGUGGGCGACGAACGGGGUGCGUUUCAGCGUUGGGGUUGUGGAGUUCACGUUUGGAUGCAGGUGGCCAACACUGUCCUGGGCGACGUGACCCAGGGCUUGUACUACGGGUGCAGCUCCUACAACGACUUCUUUCCGCCCCCAGGCGCCAAUUUCAAGGGCCUGUCGCCGGAAUAUGUGAUCCUUGUGUCGCACGGGUACUGCGGCAGCACGUGCUCUGUCUUCUCGAGCUUUAUUCAGGAGCACAACCUGGCCAAGACAGUCGCGUUUGGCGGGUACAAGGACGCGCCCCAGCAGUUCUUUUCGUUUCCGGGCGGCCAAGUGUAUAACACGGUACGAUUGCUCGACGAUGAUGGGAUGGAAGGUCAUGACUGGUGGUAGGGUGCUCUCUAUGACGAUGCCGUGGCGCUGGGCGUCGAGAUGAACCCGCUUGUACCUCAACCGUUGGCCAACAUCUCCGACUUGUACGCGGACGCGACAUUCAACUUUGCCUUGGUCGCCAUCUCGCCGUGGAAGACCGUGUGGAACGAGACCCUGCUUCCCCUCGAGUACACCUUUGUGCCUGCCACGUACAGCCCCGCCUUCCCCGGCAACCCUCUCAACACGACGUCCCUCUACCGCACGGCCGUCGACCUCGUGCGCGCGUCGGCCUAGCCUAGGUUUUCGAAAAAACUGUCGAGUGUGGAAAAAUCAUUGCAUGACCCUCAAUUAUAGCCAAUCCAUAUAAUGGAUGUGGAUAUAGACAGACUUCAUUGGCUGAAAAGAAAUGCAUUUCAAC
This is a messenger RNA of Aphanomyces invadans, 2278 nucleotides long. RefSeq lists its product as hypothetical. Lineage: Eukaryota; Oomycota; Saprolegniomycetes; Saprolegniales; Verrucalvaceae. The coding region runs from base 32 to 1591 and encodes 519 amino acids. The transcript has 4 exons. The record is from RefSeq and is a predicted model, not a curated record.